Messenger RNA from Acytostelium subglobosum LB1, 1455 nucleotides. RefSeq lists its product as hypothetical. The record is from RefSeq and is a predicted model, not a curated record. Lineage: Eukaryota; Evosea; Eumycetozoa; Acytosteliales; Acytosteliaceae. The annotation marks the transcript as partial. The transcript has a single exon.
UUUAGUAGAACAGAUAUACCAUGCUAUUCAAAUAGAUUGAAUAAGAGACUGAUCGAAGAUACAUCAAACAAACGACUGAUCUCAUACUUGUGUGCUCAAGACCGCAACUCGGUCAUGUUUGCGAUCAACUCAUUGUUGUCGCGAGCAUAUCAGGGCAAGCUGACACUGGUCACCAAUGCACAGUAUAUAGAGAGGGGACAGUACUCGACUUGUUCACUGCUCGACGCUAUAAUAUCGACUAUCGUCACCUUUGUCGAGGACCCUGCAACAUCGACCUACACAAUGCGAAUCAGCAACAACAUAGAGAUCGUCAGCAAGGUGAUUGCGAUAUUGAGGAACGCCAUCCUCCUCGCGCCCAAUGACUCGACCAUCGCCUCACAUCCAACUGCACUCACUGCCCUUGUGCAGGUGAUGCACUCUCACCUAAAGUAUCGUCAGGGCUUGGUGGCUGGCGAUCAGACCGUGCUCAGCAUGUAUGACGCCGCCAUUGACAACACGCCACGCUACAUCCUGGAGAUCUUCUCAAAGAUUGCAAAGAAGUUGCCGAUGAAGGUACUCGAUGAGCAGCAGCAGCAACAACAGCAACAGCAGGCACAGGUACAGGGUACAUUUGCACAGAGCGACAUUCAGUUCAUGCUGUUUGACAAUGCCAAACUACCGACACUGAUCAGCACGCCACCUUACUUGGCACGUGUGAUACUCGAGACACUGGACAUGUCACUAUUCACCUUUGACAAUGACGAUGCAUUGCUCGCAGGCAUGGAGGCGCUGGAGCUCAUCCUCAGAUCAAAGUCAUCGCGUGAGCAGGCCGAUAUUGUCUUGAUGCGUCCAAUCUGUGACCCACUAUUCGAUAUGAUCGUCAUCUCGCCAAUUCAAACCAACACCGUACUUGCCUCUGAUCCAAUAUCAUCACCAUAUAAUGUAGAUACAUACAACAACAAUAGUAACACUCAACAACAACAACCUCAACAGAAUGGUAACAACAACGAGUUGUUAUCGAUAACACCAACGCUGUCGACAGCGACCAUUACACCAGCGCCUCAGUCACCACCCCAAACAUUGCAACUCAAGAGCACACCAAUCACCUUUGGAAAUGGCAGCAACUUGAUAUUGAGACUGAUCGAGUUGCUUGGUCACUCAACCAACGAUGUUCAGCUGAUGGCCCUGAACAUCCUACUGCAGCUGUCGAAGCUGUCACAAAAGUCGAGGAUCGUCAUUGCACACUGCCCGGGUCUGGUGCGCCACCUAUGCAAUCUGCUCUCGUUCAAGACUGGUGAGCACAACCUGGAGAUGGGCAAGAAGUCCGCCAUGUUCCUCUCGUACGCCUCCAAGGAGCCACUGAACAUCCCCGUCCUCUUGCCGUUCGAGCCACUGCUCGCUCAGAUUGUCCUAAGUGACAACCCUCACACUGAUAUCAUUGCCAACAUACUGAUCAAGCUUGAGAACAACAACAAC